Lactuca saligna is the source of this 420-nucleotide messenger RNA. The record is from the annotation of a GenBank genome assembly. Lineage: Eukaryota; Viridiplantae; Streptophyta; Magnoliopsida; Asterales; Asteraceae.
AUGUUUACAAUUUUGGGUGGUGGUUUUGGAGGUGAUGUCAGGGCAGCGACCAGUGAACGAAUAUGGGGUCGUGAUGACGGAGUGGGUUUCAGAUUUUGGGAAAAUAAGAUUUUGUUUGGGGUAGAAUGGAUAUUACAUGGCGAUCAAUCCGCUCCAGACACAGUUAGAGGUUUCACUUGUGAAGAGAUUCCAAACAACCUUCGUGAACUACGACACAACAUCAAUAGAGACUUGGAUGCCCUAAACCAUGAAGUUGAUGAUGUUAGGGCAGAGCAGCUCGGUCUGUCUAACAUGGUUGCUGAUUUGAAGAAGCAUUUGUGUUCACUACAAGCAUCAUAUGCCAGCAUCAUCUUGGGUAAAAACAAGUGCAACAAAGUCAAAUGGGUUGUUAGGGUGUUAAGCCACGAGUUCUUAAAAUGA